GGGCCUAAUUGGAAUUUGACAAACCAAAUAUUUUGUCAAGAUAAGAGAAAAGAAGAGGAAACAAAACAGUUUCAGCUAUUUGUAUGGACAGUACAGAGAGACGCAUUAAAAAUGGAGCUCACAUUGCAAACUCUAUCAUUCGCUACAUUUCCUAAGAUAAGAGACUCCAAACUUAAAAAUCAUUGCACAUUUGAGAGAAAUCAUCAUUCUGCAUCUUAUGUGAAGUCAAAAGAACCAAGGAGAAAAAUAUCUGUCAUAUCUUCUGCUUUACUAGAAACAGCUGCCUCUGUUGCAGUUGCUGCCACAGUUGUGGGCACAGCAGCUACCCUUCUUGUAAGGAGAACCAAAGCUUCUGAAGAAACUGAGAUCCCCUUGAAAAAUUGUGAAGACUGUGGUGGUUCUGGUAUAUGUCCUGAAUGCAAAGGUGAAGGAUUUGUGCUUAAGAAACUGUCCGAGGAAAGCGCUGAAAGAGCAAGAAUGACUGCAAAGAAUAUGGCUACGAGAUACACAGCAGCGCUUCCUAAGAAAUGGAGCUACUGUACAAAAUGCUCUUCCGCCCGAUCUUGUACUUCAUGUGGUGGCCGUGGAAAGAUAGCUUUGCUUUAAAUGUCUUUGAUGCUGAGAUAGGUGCUCUUGGUUACAUAAAACAUACAAUCAGGUGCCAGUCUAGAAGAUUGAGAGUGAGUUAAAUCUUCAUUUUGUAUAUUUCUAUAUAUAGUUGUUGUAUAUCAUUAAAAUUCUCCCCUCUCUUUACAGCUAACAAUUUAGUGCUAUUAGUUUUGUUGAACAUCCUUUUUUGUACUUAGUUGACUGUGCUUUGAGAAGAGAUGUUAAGAGUAAUUUGAAUCUACAAGGUUCGCAAAGGAUUCAACAUCUGAUGUGUCUAGACACCAUAGUUGGCUAAGGCUUAUAGAUGGCUAUCAUGAUCUUGAUCCCUAGCAUUAUAUAUUCCCAUACGCUUCUUUA
Messenger RNA from Camellia sinensis, 966 nucleotides. RefSeq lists its product as uncharacterized. The record is from RefSeq and is a predicted model, not a curated record. NCBI's taxonomy places the organism in Eukaryota, Viridiplantae, Streptophyta, Magnoliopsida, Ericales, Theaceae.